Messenger RNA from Psammomys obesus (fat sand rat), 600 nucleotides. Its product is annotated as ras-like protein family member 10B. The record is from RefSeq and is a predicted model, not a curated record. The transcript has 3 exons. The annotation marks the transcript as partial. Gene Ontology annotation, molecular function: GTP binding; GTPase activity. NCBI's taxonomy places the organism in Eukaryota, Metazoa, Chordata, Mammalia, Rodentia, Muridae.
CCCCCCGCGCCCCAGCCCGCCGCGCCCGGGCCGCGGGCGGCGCCCCUCACCCUCCCCCCGGGCGGGGGAGCCCGAGGCAGCGCCGGAGCCCGGGGGGAGCGCAGCCGCACCGGCCAGGGCAGGGGUCAGGCAGCCGGGACGGCCCCGGUCUAGGUGGCGGCCACAGAAGGCCAGAGGCAAGCAGAGGGGGCAAUGGGUGGUCCUGACGGUGGCUGAGCCCCCAGCCCCUGGAAUAUGCAGCCCGGAGGAGCCCCAGGCCUGGACGAGGUGGCGGAGCGGGGCGGGAGGCAUGGUCUCCACCUACCGGGUGGCCGUGCUGGGGGCGCGUGGUGUGGGCAAGAGUGCCAUCGUGCGCCAGUUCUUAUACAACGAGUUCAGCGAGGCCUGUGUGCCCACUACCGCCCGCCGCCUCUACCUGCCUGCUGUGGUCAUGAAUGGCCAUGUGCACGACCUGCAGAUCCUCGACUUCCCACCCAUCAGCGCCUUCCCUGUCAACACCCUGCAGCCAACAACGAUCCUGAACUCCUUUACUUCCAGCCUCUACUUCCCAAGAAUUAGGAUUAAAGGCAUGCAGCACCAUGCUUGUGUGGCUCCUCUUCC